This is a messenger RNA of Zootoca vivipara (common lizard), 1107 nucleotides long. RefSeq names its product general transcription factor IIIA (gene GTF3A). The record is from RefSeq and is a predicted model, not a curated record. Gene Ontology annotation, cellular component: nucleus. NCBI's taxonomy places the organism in Eukaryota, Metazoa, Chordata, Lepidosauria, Squamata, Lacertidae.
GCUGCUCCAAGCAUGGCCGGAGAGGAGUCUGUCGGCAAAGAGGAAGAUGCCGCCGCCUCCGAUCGGCGCAAGCUCAGCGAGCCCGGCGCUACUCGCCGCUGCCCGCCUUCGGCACUCCUGAGGAAAGCCUUCAUUUGCUCCUUCCCGGACUGCGACGCCAUUUACAACAGGGCCUGGAAGCUGGACGCGCACCUGUGCCGGCACACGGGAGAGCGGCCUUUCGCUUGCGAUUAUGAAGGCUGUGGUAAAGGCUUCACUAGGCUGUGCCAUCUUAAGCGCCAUUUUCUUACGCACACUGGAGAAAAGCAAUUUGUGUGCAUGGCGGAGGGCUGCAAUGAGAGAUUUACAACAAAAUCAAACUUGAACAAACACUUUGGUCGCAAACAUUUACAGCAUUGUAAGGAAUACAUAUGUGACUUUGAAGGAUGUGGGAAAUCCUUUAAAAAACACCAGCAGUUGAAAAUUCAUCAGUCUGAACACACUGGUGAACCACCAUUCAAGUGCAGCCACGAAGGAUGUGAAAUGCGCUUUUCCAUGCGUGCCCAUCUGAAGCGUCAUGAGAAGAUUCACGAAGGUUAUGCAUGCAAAAAGGAUGGCUGUUCAUUUGUUGGGAAAACCUGGUCAGAGCUUCUGAAACAUAUGAGACAAAGUCAUGUCGAACCGAUAACCUGCAGCGUGUGUGGCAAAAUAUUCCGCCGCAAAGAUUACCUCAAGUGCCACCAGAAGACCCACGCUGCCGAGAGAGAGGUGCUUAAAUGCCCAAGGGAGGGCUGUGGCAGAACGUACACAACCCUGUUCAAUCUUCAAAGCCACAUUGCCUCAUUUCACGAGGCAAGAAGAUCGUUCACCUGCGACCACCCUGGCUGUGGGAGAGUCUUUGCCAUGAAACAAAGUCUUGUAAGGCACGGUGUUGUACAUGACCCUGACAAGAGAAAGUUGAAUUCAGAAGCUAAAAAGCCACGUCCCAAGCGGAGUUUGGCCUCACGUCUGAGUGGAUUCAUCCCGCCUAAAGCAUGUCGAAGAAAUGUUUCCUCUGUAGAUGAGACUCUGAUCACACCUAAAGUGAGCGCCACAUUGCCUACUGUGGAAACACUGUCCCUUGGCUAG